Messenger RNA from Aaosphaeria arxii CBS 175.79, 1371 nucleotides. RefSeq lists its product as uncharacterized. Lineage: Eukaryota; Fungi; Ascomycota; Dothideomycetes; Pleosporales. The coding region runs from base 1 to 1371 and encodes 456 amino acids. The transcript has a single exon. The record is from RefSeq and is a predicted model, not a curated record.
AUGACUAGCCGUGAUCUUCACGGCACGCAAAUGGACUACACAACUGAUACGGACAAUGGCGCAGCACAGCAAGUCAACCAGGGAGCUCUAAAUGACUCCUUGAUGUCUGGGUUGCCCGGCCCGACCUUGACUGAGAAUAGGCUUUCAUUUUUUAAGUAUGUCUGGUCUUGGAAGCAUGAUAAACAGCAUAUGCAAUGGUUCAGGGCACGCGGCGUUGCAAAGGGUAUGAGCGACCCUAUCAUCAACGAACCUUAUUGGGACCACCCUACGAUCCCGUUCCCUUCAGAAUAUAUGCGACCUACAACGUCUUCAUUCAUUUCACCUCAAAUGAGCGGAGCAAAUGCCAUCACCACGGCUUCGUCAGAGUCGCUCAUGGCGGGCGCCUCCACCGAACAGCGAGCCGCAGAAGAAGACGAUUUCACCAAUUCUGAAAGUGGUGCCUCAGAUGAUACAGUUCCAACGGAAAUAGGUCACAUAUCUAGGCCUCAUGACGACGAGGGCGCGGGCUCUUUCACCUGGGGACGCCAUAAGCCUCAGGGUGGACACACGCCACAAGCGGAAUUUCCGACCAGACACAUGCAGCCAUCCGGGAUGCAAUCUUUCUACGACGCUCAAGGCGCAAGGCAACCGCCUCCAGAUCCUAAGAGCGGCGGAAGUCUGGAUACCAGUAACUCUCAGCCAGAUAUCAUCACGUUGAGCGAUCUUCUACGGUUGGAACAAUCAGAUACACGACAUGAUGUAUCAGCAUCUGACAACGAUAUCUCUUCAACGGUCGCAUUCAGUACUGCAUCUGUGGCUCAGAGUGACACUGGCACUUUCACCUCCCCCAAUGACAGCCAGAUGUUUGAUGCUAAUGAUGCCACCCAACUGACGAAAGAUGAGAUAGCCGAUACAAAUCCAAGAAAUCGCUCUUCUGCGGUUUUGAAGGGAAAGAAGACUAUGGACCAGGUGGCAGGUACUAAGAUGAGCCACAGCCAGAAGCUUGCUGCAGCGCGUCGGGCUAAGAAGGGGCAUCAUUGCAACAUCACGCCUCCCAAAUUGGAUGACGAAAAGACCUCCGGAUCCGCGUCUCGGCGUAAAAAGUCUGCGAAAGACAGAGGGUCUACCAUGCCUAAUGAAGAAGUACAGCCAACCCAUGUGACCUCGAAAGUUGUUUCAGAUGCGGUGGAGAAGCUUCUUCUGAUUGUGAAUGAUCAGAAUAAGGACGAAAGUGAACGACUGGAGGCUCGGUGUCAGCUACAAUUGCUCUUGAAUGUAGCCUUGAAUAUGGUUGGUACUCAGCAUGAAAGAGAACAGGCAUCUGAAGCCUUGGUGAGGACUUUGGCAUUAGCCGACGAUCUUCAAUCGGAUAGCGCCUGCGUUGUCAUAUGA